Molecule: messenger RNA, 180 nt
Organism: Prunus armeniaca (apricot)
Lineage: Eukaryota; Viridiplantae; Streptophyta; Magnoliopsida; Rosales; Rosaceae
Source: the annotation of a GenBank genome assembly
AUGAGGACCAUGAAGAAAGGCGCUCUACUACUCGUUCUUGAAGACCCAAUUCUCGUCGCCAAGUUACAGAAAAUCCCUCGCAAACGCAAUCCACCAACACGCCGCGUAGGUAGCACAGCGGAGAAGGUCGACCCUUGCAAACCAACGAGGAAGUUACUCAGUCUUGUCCGAAUCGUAUAG